AUGGGUAUUCUAUCUACUCUCUUAAGUAAAGUCCUUCCUAAAGCAUUAAAUAUCUUUAGUUAUGCUGGUCAAGGUAUAGUUCAAGGAAUCCAGAAAAAUGGUCUUGAUGGUUAUAGACUUCAAUUAGCUGGUUAUUCUAUUCCUAAUAGUGAUUUUAAUCCUUUAGAUGGUCCUAUAGAUGAAAAUGAUGCUGGUGAAGAACAAGUCUUACAACAACAUGUUGGUGCUAAUAAAGAACAAGUUGUAGCUGGAUUAAUUGCUGCUAGAGAAAUGUCUAAUGCUGUCUUGUAUAGUUCUCUCACUAAUUGUAAAACUGAAACUGUCACAUUAGAAGCUAAUUUAUCUUUCUACUAUUCAAAAACAGCUAAAACAGGUACUCGAAAGGAUGGUGUUCCUGUUAUUAAUUAUAAGGAUCAUGGUUAUACUCAUCUUAUUCCUAAAUUAUUCAGAAAUUAUGAUUCAUUAAAACGAUAUGAUGCUUUUGUAUUGAAUAUGGUUAUUGUUCAAUCUACGCAAGCGUCAACAAGUAUCACUGGAACUAUUGUUUCUUUCUAUCCUUUAACUAAAGACACUAGAAAAUUAAAGAACUCUGUUGUUAAAAGUGCAGGAAAUCGUCAGGAAUCAUCAACUUACAAUAGAAUUUAUUAUGUUAUCCGAAAUGUCACUCCUGGAAGAUUCAAAAUUACUCGAGAUGGAUUUGAACCAAAAGAUGCUACAGUCAACCCAAAUGAAGCAAUUCCUACUGAUGUAUUAGAUAAGUAUGAUAGUACUGAUAUGGAUACCAGUGGUUCUUUCUUAUCAUAUGGUACUUUAUGUUUUGUAAAAGAGAAUCUUGGAGAAAAUGAUGUUGCUAUGCAAUUCAAUAUAAAAAUGCAAUUCAUUGGAUUUAGACAACAGUCGCUUGAUGACAUUUAUGAUGAUGAUGGAAGUACAGAAAUGAGUCCUAUUACAACAAACUGUCUUCCAAAGAAAUUCUUGAAAAAGAAAAAUCUCAAUUAA
Entamoeba dispar SAW760 is the source of this 999-nucleotide messenger RNA. RefSeq lists its product as uncharacterized. The record is from RefSeq and is a predicted model, not a curated record. Bases 1 to 999 code for a protein of 332 amino acids. The transcript has a single exon. NCBI's taxonomy places the organism in Eukaryota, Evosea, Mastigamoebida, Endamoebidae.